Molecule: messenger RNA, 4081 nt
Organism: Chrysochloris asiatica (Cape golden mole)
Lineage: Eukaryota; Metazoa; Chordata; Mammalia; Afrosoricida; Chrysochloridae
Gene: PHC1
Product: polyhomeotic homolog 1 (Drosophila)
Exons: 16
Coding region: 144-3200 (1018 amino acids)
Cellular component (GO): PRC1 complex; nucleus
Molecular function (GO): protein binding; zinc ion binding
Source: RefSeq, a predicted model, not a curated record
CUCCAGGAAGGGGAGGAGGCGAGGGGAACCCGCCGCGGAGACCGAGCGAGCCCCCCGCCCAGCCUGGCGCCCGGGGACCCCCCAGCACAUGAAGUGAACGCCCCCCGGGAGGACUUGGGUGCAGAGCCAGGCACGAAGGACUCAUGGGUCUUGAGUCAGAGUACCAGCCUUGGGGAUCCUGGACCACUAUCAUGGAGACUGAGAGUGAGCAGAACUCCAACUCCACCAAUGGGAGUUCCAGCUCAGGGAGCAGCUCUCGGCCCCAGAUAGCUCAAAUGUCACUAUAUGAACGGCAAGCAGUGCAGGCUCUGCAGGCCCUGCAGCGGCAGCCCAAUGCGGCUCAGUAUUUUCACCAGUUCAUGCUCCAGCAGCAGCUCAGCAAUGCUCAACUGCACAGUCUGGCUGCUGUCCAGCAGGCCACUAUUGCUGCCAGUCGGCAAGCCAGCUCCCCAAACACCAGCACUGCCCAGCAGCAGUCCCCUACCACCCAGGCCUCGAUUAAUCUGGCCACCACGUCGGCCGCCCAGCUCAUCAGCCGAUCCCAGAGUGUGAGCUCUCCUAGUACCACCACCUUGACCCAAUCUGUGCUACUGGGGAACACCACCUCCCCACCCCUCAACCAGUCCCAGGCCCAGAUGUAUUUACGGCCACAGCUGGGAAACCUGUUGCAGGUAAACCGGACCCUGGGCCGGAAUGUGCCUCUAGCCUCCCAACUCAUCCUGAUGCCCAACGGGGCCGUGGCAGCAGUUCAGCAGGAGGUACCAUCUGCUCAGUCUCCUGGAGUCCAUGCGGACGCCGACCAGGUGCAGAACUUGGCAGUGAGGAACCAACAGGCCUCAGCUCAAGGACCCCAAAUACAAGGCUCAACUCAGAAGGCCAUUCCUCCUGGAGCCUCCCCUACCUCUAGCCUUUCCCAGGCCUCUAGUCAGGCCCUUGCUGUGGCUCAGGCUUCCUCUGGGGCCACAGGCCAGUCCCUCAACCUUAGCCAAGCUGGUGGAGGCAGUGGAACUGGCAUCCCAGGGUCUAUGGGUCCAGGUGGAGGUGGCCAGGCACCUGGGGGCUUGGGACAGUUGCCUUCCUCAGGAAUGGGUGGUGGUGGGAGCUGUCCCAGAAAAGGCACAGGAGUGGUACAGCCCUUGCCUGCAGCCCAAACAGUGACUGUGAGCCAGGGCAGCCAGACAGAGGCCGAAAGUGCAGCAGCCAAGAAGGCGGAAGCCGAGGGGAGUAGUCAGCAGAGUGUGGGCAUGAACCUGACACGGACAGCAGCCCCUGCUCCCAGCCAGACUCUUAUUAGCUCAGCCACCUACACACAGAUCCAACCCCAUUCACUGAUUCAGCAGCAACAACAGAUCCACCUACAGCAGAAACAGGUGGUGAUCCAGCAGCAGAUUGCCAUCCACCACCAGCAACAGUUCCAGCACCGUCAGUCACAGCUGCUCCACACAGCCACCCACCUCCAGUUGGCCCAGCAGCAGCAACAGCAGCAACAGCAGCAGCAACAGCAGCAAGCCACAACCCUCACUGCCCCUCAGCCCCCACAGGUCCCACCUACUCAGCAGGUCGCACCUUCCCAGUCCCAGCAGCAAGCUCAGACCUUAGUGGUUCAACCUAUGCUUCAGUCUUCACCUCUGUCCCUCCCACCUGACCCAGCCCUCAAGCCACCCAUCCCCAUCCAGUCCAAACCACCUGGAGCACCUAUUAAGCCUCCUCAGUUAGGAGCUGCUAAGAUGUCUGCUACUCAGCAACCACCACCUCACAUCCCGGUUCAAGUUGUAGGCACCCGACAGCCAGGUACAGCCCAGGCACAGGCUUUGGGUUUGGCACAGCUGGCAGCUGCUGUACCUACUUCCCGGGGAAUGCCUGGUUCAGUGCAGACAGCUAAUCAGGCCCAUUUGGCGGCCUCACCACCUUCACCCCAGGCUCCUGGUGCACUGCAGGAGUGCCCUCCUGCAUUGGCCUCUGGGAUGACCCUUGGCCCUGUGCAGGGGACAGCACAUGUUGUAAAGGGUGGUGCAACAACCUCCUCACCUGUUGUAACCCAGGUUCCUGCUGCCUUCUAUAUGCAGUCUGUACACCUGCCGAGUAAACCCCAGACAAUGGCUGUCAAACGCAAGGCUGAGUCUGAAGAAGAGAGAGAUGUUUCUACAUUGGGUUCAAUGAUACCUGCUAAGGCAUCUCCAAUAGCAGAGAGCCCAAAGGCCAUAGAGGAGAAAAACAGUCUUGGAGAAAAAGCUGAACCAGUGGCCAGUGUGAAUGCUAAUACCCCAAACAGUGAAUUAGUAACCUUGACUCCUGCUCCGUCAGCACCACCUCCUACACUAGCCAUGGUGUCCAGACAGAUGGGUGACUCCAAACCCCCACAGGCCAUUGUGAAGCCCCAGAUUCUCACUCACAUCAUUGAAGGCUUUGUUAUCCAGGAAGGAGCAGAGCCUUUCCCGGUGGGUUGUUCUCAGUUGCUGAAAGAGUCUGAGAAGCCACUGCAGACUGGUGUCACAACAGGACUGGAUGAGAAUCAGUCAGGUGGCCCCUUGGGAGGGGACAGCCCAUCUGCUGAACUAGAUAAGAAGGCAAACCUCCUAAAGUGCGAGUACUGUGGGAAGUACGCCCCAGCGGAACAGUUUCGUGGCUCCAAGAGGUUCUGCUCCAUGACUUGUGCCAAGAGGUACAAUGUGAGCUGUAGCCACCAGUUCAGAUUGAAGAGGAAAAAAAUGAAAGAGUUUCAGGAAGCCAACUAUGCUCGUGUUCGCCGCCGUGGGCCCCGCCGCAGCAACUCCGACAUUGCCCGUACCAAGAUCCAGGGCAAGCGUCACCGGGGACAAGAAGACUCUAGUCGGGGUUCAGAUAAUUCCAGUUAUGAUGAAGCACUCUCUCCAACAUCUCCGGGGCCUUUAUCAGUGAGAGCUGGGCAUGGAGAACGAGACCUGGUGAAUCCCAACACAGCUCCGCCAACACCAGAAUUACAUGGCAUCAACCCUGUGUUUCUGUCCAGUAACCCUAGCCGUUGGAGUGUAGAGGAAGUGUAUGAGUUUAUUGCUUCUCUACAAGGCUGCCAAGAGAUUGCAGAGGAGUUUCGUUCCCAGGAAAUUGAUGGACAGGCCCUUUUAUUACUUAAAGAAGAACAUCUUAUGAGUGCCAUGAACAUCAAACUGGGUCCUGCCCUCAAGAUCUGCGCCAAGAUAAAUGUCCUCAAGGAAACCUAAUGUGCUCUCUUGCACAAAUCAGCCGAAGACAGACACUCCUUACUGUCUGGGUCAUAUAACCUGGAACCAGCAGAGACUUUGUAGGGAACAAAGAGCUGUUCCAAUUAUAUAAUCUCCCAGCAAGGGGAUUAUUGAGACAGGGAAGAGGAGUGCAAAAAACUGGGUGCUGGUGCUCCAAGCAUGGCAGCAGCUUUUGACAUUUUCUCUGGGUUCUUAAUUUUUUUAAAAAGUUCGCAAUUCUUACCUUUCCCAUUGAUCCUAAGUCUAUCUUUAUAAAAGUGGCAGUCUAGAGAACAAAGGCUGCUCAGCCUUAUCCUGGAGUGGAGCAUCUAGACAGUCUCAGUUCUCCAAGAAGAGAGUAUUCAAUAUGGUAAGGCAAGGCAAUGGGUGGGAUGUAGGUUUGCCUCCCCAAGGGGAGAGGUAGGGUUCUCUAGCUUGUGUGACACAAGUAGCAAAAUCCGGUAUACCCCCUCUUCCCUCUGGAUUGCCCCGCUGUGGCUGUGGCAUGGCCCAGAGCUUACUUGUUUAUUGUCACUCCCUCCCUUAGUAUUCCACAUUCACCUGCAUCCAUGGCAGGCUCACCAACCAGAGACUUGGUUGGCAUGUGAUUUGCUGCAGGGACUGAAAGCGUUUGACUGGCACCUGUGUGGCUGUUGUCAUUCUUUCUGAACCCCAUCCCCACCCCCCAGUUUAUUUGUUGUCUUCUACCCUACCAUUCUUUUCAAUUCCAACUCUGCUCUGUCCUAUAGCUUUAUAAAACAGGAGUGUGUGGGGCUAAGGUCAGGAAUAUAAGUACCUGCCUUAGGUGCUAUUCCUUGUACAACAAAAAAUUCAAAAUAUUUUUUUUUUCCCCUUCCUCAGUAAAAAAGAUCGAAAAUUGG